This is a messenger RNA of Racocetra persica, 207 nucleotides long. NCBI's taxonomy places the organism in Eukaryota, Fungi, Glomeromycota, Glomeromycetes, Diversisporales, Gigasporaceae. The record is from the annotation of a GenBank genome assembly.
UGGAACAAUCUACCAGCUUCAGGAAAUUUCACUGCAGCAGAGCGAAAACUUACUCAAUGGGUUCAAGGGUAUAGUGCUACACUUUUAAACAAUGAAUCUAUACUGUUCAUUGGAGGUCAACCAGGUGGUGAUCCUAGUACACUUUCCUAUCCUUUAUUGGAUAAGUUAUCAAUGUAUAAUAUAAAUAAUGAUACUUGGAUUACAGUU